CCAACGCUCUGAUCGAAACCUGGAGGAAAAAUGGGUGAUCGAUUGGCUUUUCGAGGAUCCACGACUUCCUGUACCUUUGCAAUGACGAUGAAAUACCUGUUUGUGGUUGCAACGAGGCGCGUAUACGAAUGCAUCACAAACACCGCCCUUGCAGAGAAUGUCGUUGAGCUUUCCCGGCAAAUGAGAGGCAAGAACAUCGAGGACCGCUUCGUCACAAUGUCGCAAAUCGUAACGAUUGCCGCCCCGCAGUGUGUAUCUUGGCAGCGUUACCACUUGGCGCUCUGGCUCUCCGGUAUGUCGUCGAAUGACCUCGCCCAAUCCAGCGAGGCUACAACGAUCAACGGAGCAAUUUGACGACGCGAGCGCAUCCAUCGCGAGGUUACGAAAAAUCACGACUCUGCUUCCAAUAGACCGGAAUUUGGUUCGAGUGGAAAAUCGAACGAGGCAAAAUGAAUAUCGAUUUUCGCAUGAUUCGCGGUGUCAAUCGUGCGGUGUCAAACGAUCGAGAGGCUCUUGAAAUGUUGAUUUUUUCUCUCACCGGUUUUCCUCCCACUCGCACAUCCCCUUAAUUAAUUUGGUACAUUCUACUGGCGAUGCCCAAGCGAGCUGCAGGGGAGGAAAAUUGCCUGAGCAGUGCUCAGCUCGCACUUGAGUUCUCGAGGAAUGAUCCUCGGGGAUAAAGAAAGAGAGAAAUAAAUUCUCGUUUGGGAAGGAAUUCUCUCGGGUUUGUUAUUCGAGCCGAGCGAGUCAAUAAAAGGCUGUUAUAUAUCAUUCGAUUUGUCGCGGGUGAUCCUCGAACACGUGACGAGGAACAAAAGAAAUAAAGGACGAGGAGGAGCAGGAGAAAAACAAGAAAGAGGAGAGAAUUAAACUCGGUGUCGAAUGAUUGGCAAAGCGCGCGCAAUCGGAUCGAUUAUAUCGAAGUGAUAAAAAGGAAGAAACGUUUGGGGUGCAUCGCCAGUCAGAUCUUCCUCCUCGAACCGGAAUUCUGUACUCCCGAAGCCUCAGCUUAAAAUUCUUUUUUAAAUAACGUGAAAAAUCGUCCAACGCCUCUCAAUGGAAAUUUGAAAUAAAACAUUCGAUCGGUGUAAGGGAAAUAAAAAAAAUCAUUAUGAAUUUUACUGUCGCUUAUUUAAUAAUCGCUGCUAUCGUUGAAGCUUCAAAUUUCACGGGUAAGUCGAUCAACGAAACCCCUCUGACAGCUCCAAUUUUUCUUCAUUCGAAUUAUACCAGAAUUUUUUUAGACUGCUUCGAGCUCGAAAACUUGUUGGAAAAAAUGAAUAAUGAGCUUCUGCUCAUGAAUCGUGUAAGCGUCCAUUUAGAGUGGGAAUCGUCUACGCAACCUUCGAGAGAAAUUUUUUCGCUGAAGAGACAAUUUUCCAUGGCGAAAAACCAGUGGAAAAAUCAAAUUUGUUCCAAACUCAAUUCCUAUCGUGAUGAUUCUCUACCGGCCGCGAGAAUGAUCCGUUUACUCUGCAGAGGACCCGCUUAUUCGGCUGAUCAAAUUCUGGCCUUCACAAACGUCUCGCAUGAGCUCAUGACGCGAUACGCGUCACUCCAAGUUUGCAGAACAGAAAUGGGACACUGGAAAUGUUAUCACGGGGAACCGGAUUUGAAGAUUUUUAUGUCCAAGUCACGAAACGAAAGCGAAUUGCGAUGGGCCUGGACGAGUUGGCGAAACGAAAUGAGCGGUGUGAAGAAAUUAUUCGAAUUUUCGAUCAAUCUUCAAAACUCCGCAGCUCGAAAUAACGGUUACAGCGACAUUGGUGCGUGCUGGCGAGAAGAAUUAGAAAUUUCGAAUUUGGAAGAUUUCAUUGAAAAUUUGUACGGAAAAGUGGAACAUCUUUAUCGUCUGCUUCACGCAGUAGUCAGAUUUCGACUUCAUCAAUUAUAUCCGGAAGCGGUUCAUCCCCAUCGACCUAUACCAGCUCACCUCUUAGGGGACUUAUGGUCGCAAAAUUGGUCAUCUCUAAUCGAUUUAAUUCUAUCAAAGGAAGAAAAUUUUUUGCACAUCACGGAGUCAUUGCUCCGAAAAAAUUAUACGGUAAAAGCGAUGGUCGAACACGCCGAAGACUACUACGUAUCUUUAGGAUUCCCCCAAUUAUCCAGAGAAUUUUGGUCACGUUCAAUUUUCACGGAAAAUAAUUCCACCGAGGCAAAUUGUCACGCGACAGCUGUGAACAUGUUUGAACAAAACGAUUAUCGCGUUAUCGCCUGUCUGGGAAUAAACGCUUAUGACUUCAACGUUAUUCAUCACGAAAUCGGCCACAUACAAUAUUACAUGGCGUAUGAAAAGCAACCAACGAUUUUCCAGAACGGAGUCAAUUCUGCAUUUCAUGAGGCUAUAGGAGACUCUGUGAUGUUAGGGGUCAUGACGCCACAACAUUUGCAACGCCUCGGGCUUGCGGAAGACGCAAUUUUAACUAACGAUUUGGGCUUGUUGCUGAGCCAGGCACUCGCUAAAUUGCCGGAACUCCCUUACGCACUUCUCAUGGAUAAAUGGCGAUGGAAGGUAUUCGCUGCCGAAGAAAAUUCAUCCAGUUACAAUUCCCUUUGGUGGAAAAUGCACAAACGAUACAUGGGAAUCGAACCACCGAGUCCAAGAGACGAUUCCUUUUUUGAUCCUUCUGCAAAAUUUCACAUUAUCAGCAAUACACCUUACGUGAGAUAUUUUCUCGGCAAUAUUUUGCAAUAUCAAUUGUUCGACGGUAUGUGCGAAGCUGGACUGACCGGAAGGAUCGGCGAUCCAAAAUUUUCCAUGGAAUUGCAUCGCUGCGAUAUUUACGGUUCGAAGAAGGCGACGAAAAGAUUGAGAUCACUGAUGAGCCGCGGAAGUAGCAUUGGUUGGCGCGAGUGGAUUCUAGCGACUUCCGGAUCACCGGAAAUAACGGCAAGAUCGUUGCUGCGUUAUUACGAGCCGAUAAAAAAGUGGCUCGAGAAUGAAAUUCGUCGUCAUCGAAUUCCCGUUGGAUGGGAAUAA
Venturia canescens is the source of this 2980-nucleotide messenger RNA. RefSeq names its product angiotensin-converting enzyme-like. Gene Ontology annotation, biological process: proteolysis. The transcript is spliced from 10 exons. The record is from RefSeq and is a predicted model, not a curated record. Gene Ontology annotation, molecular function: peptidyl-dipeptidase activity; metallopeptidase activity. The coding region runs from base 1112 to 2980 and encodes 622 amino acids. Gene Ontology annotation, cellular component: plasma membrane. Lineage: Eukaryota; Metazoa; Arthropoda; Insecta; Hymenoptera; Ichneumonidae.